UUGGGUUGUGCCAAUAAUAUAUAUAACACGCUCCAUGUGCCUCCAGAGCACACCAAAACGCAACUGCCGUUCCCACAAUGGAGCUGUCCAAAAGUCUCAGAACCGCUAGAGUUGUUGAGGUAGUCUCAGUGGUUGUAGUGCUGGUUUUGCUGAGCACAAAUGGAGCUGAGAGCAGAAAACACUGGGUGUUCGAUUAUUUCGAGUACAGCGCGAUAAACUGCAGAGCUCACAGCGCAUCGUUGACGGAUUUUGGCGGAGUAGGCGACGGGACAACGUCAAACACCAAGGCGUUUCAGGCGGCUAUUGACCAUCUGAGUCAGUUCGCAUCCGACGGCGGAUCCCAGCUUUUUGUUCCUCCUGGAAGGUGGCUCACGGGAAGCUUCAAUCUCACUAGCCAUUUUACUCUGUACCUCCAUAAAGAUGCAGUUCUUCUUGCUUCUCAGGAUGAACAUGAAUGGCCUGUAAUCGACCCCCUGCCGUCCUAUGGUAGAGGAAGGGAUACUCAAGGAGGGAGGUAUAUCAGCCUAAUUUUCGGAACCAACCUCACUGAUGUAGUGAUAACAGGGGAAAAUGGCACUAUCGAUGGGCAGGGCGCCCUCUGGUGGGCAAAGUUCCACAAGGGAGAGCUGAAAUAUACGCGACCUUACCUAAUCGAGAUUAUGCACUCUGAUAAUGUUCAAAUAUCCAGUCUGACAUUGGUGAACUCUCCUUCUUGGAAUGUUCAUCCUGUUUACAGCAGUAAUGUUAUCAUUCAAGGACUUACCAUCACUGCACCAGUCACCUCUCCAAAUACUGACGGGAUCAAUCCAGAUUCUUGCACAAAUACUCGAAUUGAGGACUGCUACAUCGUCUCUGGAGAUGAUUGUAUAGCAGUUAAGAGCGGUUGGGAUGAAUAUGGGAUUGCUUAUGGGAUGCCAACCAAACAGCUAGUGAUCAGACGGCUCACCUGCAUUUCCCCAUUCAGUGCAACCAUUGCGUUGGGCAGUGAGAUGUCUGGUGGGAUCGAGGAUGUCAGGGCUGAAGACAUCCUAGCCAUUGAUACGGAAUCAGGAGUAAGGAUCAAAACUGCAGUAGGAAGGGGAGGGUAUGUGAAGGACAUAUAUGUGAGAAGCAUGAUCAUGAAGACAAUGAAAUGGGCAUUUUGGAUGACUGGAAACUAUGGCUCGCAUGCUGAUAAUAACUAUGAUCCAAAUGCACUGCCUGCAAUCCAGGGGAUCAAUUACCGUGAUAUGGUGGCAGAGAAUGUGACCAUGGCAGGUAGACUGGAGGGGAUUUCUGGUGAUCCAUUCACUGGAAUUUGCAUAUCUAAUGUGACAAUUGGGUUGGCAAAGAAGGCAAAGAAAGUACCAUGGACUUGUACUGAUAUUGCCGGGAUCACAAGUGGCGUUGUUCCUCAGCCAUGUGACCUGCUGCCGGACCAGGGACCUGAAAAAAUUGUAGCCUGUAAUUUUCCAACAGACUCCCUGCCCAUUGACACAGUUGAAGUCCAGACCUGCUCUUACUGGGGAAAGUAUUUGUAAGAGAGAUAUAUCAUGUGUUUAUGGCUUCAUUUCUAUGGAAUAUGAUAAUCUAUAUGGAUAGAAUGCAAAAGAAAAAAUAUAUAUGAGAGUUUAAGCUA
This is a messenger RNA of Vitis riparia (riverbank grape), 1618 nucleotides long. RefSeq names its product probable polygalacturonase. Gene Ontology annotation, molecular function: polygalacturonase activity. Gene Ontology annotation, biological process: carbohydrate metabolic process. The record is from RefSeq and is a predicted model, not a curated record. NCBI's taxonomy places the organism in Eukaryota, Viridiplantae, Streptophyta, Magnoliopsida, Vitales, Vitaceae. The transcript is spliced from 6 exons. The coding region runs from base 78 to 1520 and encodes 480 amino acids.